This is a messenger RNA of Dipodomys spectabilis (banner-tailed kangaroo rat), 1554 nucleotides long. RefSeq names its product chitinase 3 like 2 (gene Chi3l2). NCBI's taxonomy places the organism in Eukaryota, Metazoa, Chordata, Mammalia, Rodentia, Heteromyidae. Bases 160 to 1338 code for a protein of 392 amino acids. Gene Ontology annotation, molecular function: chitin binding. The transcript has 12 exons. The record is from RefSeq and is a predicted model, not a curated record. Gene Ontology annotation, cellular component: extracellular region. Gene Ontology annotation, biological process: carbohydrate metabolic process; chitin catabolic process.
CUGGAGUAGGCGACAGUGCCUCAGCUUUGCAUUUAUAUGGCAAGAAAUAAACAUCCUCAUACCUGUCUGUAACUAGACUAUUGAUACCUCAGAAUAAAAAGGGGAGAGCAGGUGCCUUCAUCUCAGCACAAGCUUGCCAAAGCUAUCAGAGCCACUACCAUGGAUCAGAAGUGUCUCUGGGCAGGUCUAGUGAUCUUGAUGCUCCUCCAGGGAGGAUCGGCCUACAAACUUGUUUGCUAUUUUACCAACUGGUCCCAUGAAAGACAGGAACCAGGAAAAUUCACCUAUGAGGAUAUUGACCCUUUCCUCUGCUCUCAUCUCAUCUACGCCUUUGCCGGCAUCAGUAACCAUAAGGUCAUCGUCAAUGACAAGAAUGCUGCAAUGCUUUAUCAGACCAUCAACAAUCUCAAAACCAAGAAUCCCAACCUGAAAAUUCUCUUGUCCAUUGGAGGAUACCUGUUUGGCUCCAAAGGGUUCCACCCCAUGGUUGAUUCUUCUACAUCACGCUUGGAAUUUAUUAACUCUGUAAUCCCGUUUCUGAGGAACCAUAAUUUUGAUGGAUUAGAUAUAAGCUGGAUCUAUCCAGAUAGGAAAGACAACGCUCAAUUCACUGGGCUGAUUCAUGAGUUAGCAGAAGCCUUUCAGAAUGACUCUGUAAAAUCCACCAAAACAAGGCUUCUCUUGACUGCUGGCGUGUCUGCUGGAAGGCAGAUGAUUGAUAAUAGCUAUCAGAUCCAGAAACUGGCAGAAGACGUGGAUUUCAUCAAUCUCCUGUCUUUUGACUUCCAUGGACCUUGGGAAAAGCCCCUCGUCACUGGACACAAUAGCCCUCUAAGAAAGGGGCAGCUGGACAAAGGGUCAGGCUCUUACUAUAAUGUGGAGUAUGCUGUGGGGUACUGGAUACACAAGGGAAUGCCUGCAGAAAAGGUGAUCAUGGGAAUCCCCACGUAUGGACACUCCUUCACACUGGCAUCUGCGAACACUGACCUGGGGGCCCGUGCCUCUGGUCCUGGAGCUGCUGGUCCCUUCACCAAGUCUUUAGGCAUCCUGGCCUAUUAUGAGAUCUGCCAGUUCCUGCAAGGAGCCAAGAUCACCAGGCUUCAGGAUCAGCAGGUCCCCUAUGCAGUCAAGGGGAACCAGUGGGUGGGUUACGAUGAUGUGGAGAGUAUGAAGACUAAGGUUGAGUUUCUAAAGAAUUUAAACCUUGGAGGAGCCAUGAUCUGGUCUGUUGACCUGGAUGACUUCACAGGAAAAUCCUGCCACCAGGGCCCCUAUCCCCUUGUUCAAGCUGUCAAGAAAAGCCUUGGAAACCUCAUCGCUUCUCAGCCUUUUGGCUAAGAUCAAGUGUGGAAACCUAUGAAGUUAACAAAACAGUUUGAGGCUGAACUGAAAGCUGAACCGAUGAGCUCUUGCUGCCUGCUGCUCCACAUGAGUUCCCUGUGAGAGUCCCCUUGGCAAGCUGGCCUCCACACCUUUCUUCCAAACAUCCUCAGACAUUUUCCUUGCAGUUGUUGAUUUGUGUUUGUUUUUACAGCACAACUAAACAAAAUUAAA